AUGGUGGUGAUCUGGAGGCUGAGUGUCUUUGGUGGUGCUCAAAGGGCCCAAGCUCUGUUCCUCCAAACCCCAGUGAUUAGACCUGCUCCUGUCUCGGCACUUGUCCAGGACUGGUCUCCCCUAGGAGGGGGGCACACUCGCCUGUCCCCCAGCCACUGUUCUAGUUCCCAGGCUGCAUCUCUCCACCGGACUGGUGAGAGGGUUGUCAGUGUUUUGCUCCUGGGUCUGCUCCGAGCUGCUUGUUUGAAUCCUUGUUCUGCGACGGACUGCUCCCAGCUUGCAGCUCUCUCCCUCUAUGGUCCCUGGGGCCUGGGACAGGCUGUUACUGACUGUGUCCAUGAGGAUGCACCACAGGAAGCUGCCAAGGCAGGCCUCCUGGCACUCUGGGCUUUAACCAUUGCUGGUGUGUGCUAUUGCAGGUACCACGAUGUAGGCAUCUGCAAAGCUGUUGCCAUGCUGUGCAACCUCUGA
Chrysochloris asiatica (Cape golden mole) is the source of this 471-nucleotide messenger RNA. Its product is annotated as succinate dehydrogenase [ubiquinone] cytochrome b small subunit, mitochondrial-like. The coding region runs from base 1 to 471 and encodes 156 amino acids. Gene Ontology annotation, biological process: mitochondrial electron transport, succinate to ubiquinone; tricarboxylic acid cycle. The record is from RefSeq and is a predicted model, not a curated record. The transcript has a single exon. Gene Ontology annotation, molecular function: ubiquinone binding; heme binding. Gene Ontology annotation, cellular component: membrane; mitochondrial envelope. NCBI's taxonomy places the organism in Eukaryota, Metazoa, Chordata, Mammalia, Afrosoricida, Chrysochloridae.